Aedes albopictus (Asian tiger mosquito) is the source of this 2506-nucleotide messenger RNA. RefSeq names its product microsomal glutathione S-transferase 1. The transcript has 3 exons. NCBI's taxonomy places the organism in Eukaryota, Metazoa, Arthropoda, Insecta, Diptera, Culicidae. The coding region runs from base 107 to 562 and encodes 151 amino acids. The record is from RefSeq and is a predicted model, not a curated record. Gene Ontology annotation, cellular component: membrane.
UUUCUGAGCCACAUCUUUUAGUUCGAAUCCAUCUGUUGCGCUUUAAACACCCGAAAAAAAAAGAAACUCUAAAUAAUACUCGUUGCCGUACUAGCAACACGCCAUCAUGUCAAAUCUACUGGAUCAGGUAAAUCCGGAGCUGUUUCGUAUCUACGCCUUCUGGAGUGUGAUUUUGGUGGCGAAAAUGCUGCUCAUGUCACUAUACACUACGGUGACGAGAUUCAGGAAGAUGGCAUUUAUAAAUCCCGAGGAUGUUAAAUCAAUCAGUGCCAAGCUCAAAGUCAUAUUUGGCGAUCCGGACGUAGAACGAGUUCGCAGAGCCCACCGCAACGACCUGGAAAACAUUCUGCCCUUCUUCGUGGUGGCAUUCCUGUACCUGCUGACCAAUCCGGAUCCUCGGUGGGCCACUAAGUUGAUCCGUGCCGUGGUCGUCAGCCGAAUCGUGCAUAGUUUAGUCUACGGCUUGAUGCCGGUGCCGCAACCGGCCCGACUCCUCAGCUUCGGAGUCACCAUGCUAGUGACGUUUUAUAUGGUCGUCCAGUGUGCUCUCUACUUCGUGUGAACUGAACAGUUGAACACGUUUUACGAGUUUCCGGGGAGCAAAUCAUAAAUGUAUUAUAGGCUAAUAAGUGGGAAUUCUGGAUGAUACAGUCAUCCAUCGGCGACAUGGUGCCGGCGGAGAUAGUGCAGCCAUAGAAUAUCCCUAAUAAACUUUUUAAAGUUCCAUAAUAAAAAAAAUCAGUUUCCUAAUGAAUUAUUCGUAGACAAACAGACGUAUCACUUGAAAUAAGUUGUAAUCGGAAUCAUCAUCACGAAAACAUGACCAUCCAAUGCUAAUCACGCUGUAUUUUGACAAGCUUCCACUAGGUGGUGGUAGUGAGCGAACGUUUAACAGAUAAAAAAUAUGCAAGCGCCGUGGGUGAGCGAUUGACGAACUACGGUAUAUUUGAAUGAACAUUACAGUUGAACCACCGACGAACCGACGUGACAGUGGUGAUUCAAAACUGUCCUCCCUCAAUUCAACAGUCGACCAGCAAAGCGAGCGAACCCUUCUGUCAAAUUAGCGCAGACGUGAACCUCUUCCUAUAUGAACACACGGGGGUGUGGGGUCAGGCUAGCAAAUCAACGCGAAUCGUUAUAGAGGUGGCGGUAGUGUUCGGCUAUUUUUCAUCAUGGCGUCGCGGACAAUAAAUUUGAAUUUGUUUGUUCUAGCUGUCAUGUCGGUUCGUCGGUGGUUGAACGAACGAUAAGAAGUGAGAAUAGUCAGACGCCUGUUCGUUUGAAAUAUCAUGUUAUUUUACUCAUUAGCUAUGACAGUCCAUGACAAUACAUACUGGUGAGGCUGAAGUUUGUUUCAAUGCUUAGUGUAGUUAGGAACUGAGAACUUGCUUUGCUUAUUGGGCAUUUUGUAUUCAAAGGAAGACACUUUUUACUUUUAAGUCUUAUAUUAACGACUGCUUGAUAAAUCUUCAAAUGUCGUGAAAUCUUUUAGCCUCCGUCUAAUCGAAAGUUUUUUUCAACAAGAAUUCAAUCGAAACAAAGGACCAGCGCAUGCGUGGGUGAUGUAUCACCGUACUGACCCUAGCAAUCAGCUGAUUUGAUCGUAUGACGAGAACGUUCGACCGCACGAACAGAAAGACGUACGGCCCUGCAUCCGUUUGCUUGCGCACAUAAAAGUACAAACAUUUCGAAUGAUUCACGCUAUCGCAAAGCGAAAGCACGUUGCAUCACUCGGCGGAACAAUCUGUGUUCCAGGUAAACGUAAUUAAGUAGCCUACGUUGGUACGUGGUAUGAAAUCAUCCAGAAACAAUUGGUUCCUUCUUACGAUAUUCUAAACUAUAUUUUUAACGGUUUUGGCCAAAUCUAACGCUCAAUUCAUCCAAAAAUUCAACAAUGCCCUCGAAGAUCCCUGUUAGUCAUUGGCACGAUUGGACAAGCUCGUUUCAUGAUUUGCAACCGUCGUCUUCAUCGCCACGCCAGUCAUCAAGAUGCAACCACCAAUCUACCAACCGUUCAAACAUACCAACAACGUGUUCGUUCCCAUACAUUGAUUCAUACAAUAUUUUCGAUUCAUUCAUUAAUUCAUUUCCUUCUUUUGGCUGGUGCACGUGGUGCGUCAUCGUAGGAAGCCGGCGCCGAUUUUUUUUUUGUGCAGAUGAACUCCACGCGAGCACGUCAUCAAUUUCCGCAAUGAUUAUAUUGGUUAGGGUGGAGGAGAAUGUGCAACGUUCAUCGUGAUUUGGAGUUCCUCCUCCAAAGGCGAUGAAUUACUAUUUGAAGGUUUGUGUGUGCGAAUGAACAAGCAGGUGUUGCCAGAUAAACUCGUCAAUAGUGUUGCAUUAUAGAUUAUAUGAGGAUAGAGUAAUUACGGUUCGUUCCGGUUUUGUAACUAUCCGUUUUUGUCACUAUCCGAUUUCGUCAACAUAUUGUUCCAUUUUUGUCAACACUCAAAGUUUCAUCAAAACUUUUUCCUCGAAUACUUGUAAUUUAUAGUUUAACAUUAAU